Messenger RNA from Ectocarpus siliculosus, 108 nucleotides. Lineage: Eukaryota; Phaeophyceae; Ectocarpales; Ectocarpaceae. The record is from the annotation of a GenBank genome assembly.
AUGAAGGAGUACAACCAGAAGACUCGCAUGCAGGGUGCGGCGGGUAAGCCACCCGGCAAAAAGCCUGCGGUUGUGACAGGCAAGUGGUACAUGAAGGCGUGGCCUUGA